CUCUUAUAAAUAACCCUUAGAAAUACAAAAACUAAAUUAGAAUACAUCAAUUUUCAAACCUUAUUAUUCUCCCUCCUAUACUAUUUUGAGACACCCAACUUGCUUUAACAUACUUCUUGACCACGCAUAACGGGUCACGCUUCUAGAAAAACCCAGCACAUAAAUUACGUAUUCCCUCACAUCACCUUUCUCCCCCUUCCCCGCUCUCUUCUUCACCUUUCUCCAAGCAAUUUCCCCCAUUUCCUCGCGACAUCUUUUUGAAAAUUCCAUUUCUUCCUCACCAAGGCACCAUUCUUGACUAUUUUUUUGCUUUUUAGACCGAUAUAAACCACUUAUUUUACCCACAACAUAAACUAUCUGUCAUACGUUUCAGGGGAACAACAAUGAGGGAAGAAGAGCAACAAUCUAAUGUACCCAAAUUAGGGUUAAAUCAGCUUGAAGUAUUUGGCCCUGUUGGAAGAGGAGCUAAGGGUGUUGUGUUUCAUGUUAGAGUUUUAGAUUCUGGUGAAGAUUUGGCAUUAAAAGUUGUCUUGAAAUCUGCCAUUAAAAAGAAAAAUGAGGAUAAAGGAAAUGGGGUUGAUGUACACAAUAGGGUAUUUUUUGAACAGCGAGUUUUGAAGGAAUUUGAUCAUCCUCUUUUGCCUAAACUUAAAGGGGUUGUUGAAACAGAGAAUAUUUAUGGCUAUGCAAUUGAUUAUUGCCCAGGUGGUAAUCUUAAUUCCUUGAGGAUGAAACAAGUUGAAAAGAUGUUCUCUGAUGACGUUAUAAGAUUCUAUGGGGCUGAAAUGGUGUUAGCAUUGGAAUAUCUGCACAAACAAGGUAUUGUUUACAGAGAUUUGAAGCCGGACAAUAUGUUAAUUCAAGAAAAUGGGCACUUAAUGUUGGUAGAUUUUGAUCUAUCAACAAAACUCGUUCCAAAAUCGCCCAAAUCUCGAUCGAGCUUUGAAUCAAUUAAGAAGUCCGAGUCAGAAAGGAAGAAAACUCAGUUACCCAGAUUUUUAACCCUCUCUAAAUGCACUAAAUCAGCGAGUUCAUCGGUAUACUCAAUGAAAUCCAGUAAAACAGGGGACGAUUCAGGAAACUCGUUCGAGUCAGACUCAGUGGGGAAAUCAAACUCAUUUGUUGGAACAGAAGAGUACGUGGCACCAGAGAUCAUCCAAGGCAACGGUCACGAUUUCGCCGUGGAUUGGUGGAGCUACGGCGUCGUUUUAUACGAAAUGCUUUACGGGAAAACGCCAUUUAAGGGCACAAACAGGAAGGAAACAUUUUACAGAAUACUAUCAAAAUCACCUGAAUUAGUAGGUGAAACGACGCCGUUGAGAGAUUUAAUCAAGAACUUGUUAGAGAAAAAUCCAAAGCAGAGAAUAACAUUGGAAGAAAUAAAGGGUCAUGAUUUCUUUAAGGGAAUUGAUUGGGAUUUAAUCCUACGGCUACCAAGGCCUCCCUUUAUUCCAGUACAAGAAGAAAAGGGUGAGGGUGAGGCCCGUGAGGGAGUAGAAGGAAUCAAAGCAAUUGAUGUGGAGUCUGUUGCCUAUGGAAUUUUUAAUAAAGUAGGAAGUAAAAAUAAAUCAAGUGAAAAUAAUAAAAAUGAUGAGGAAAAUAAUAAUAAUAAUAAUAAUAAUAAUAAUAAUAAUAAUAAUAAUAAAAAGAGUAGUAGUUGUAAGGUGAAUGAAGAAAGCAUAAAGAAAGGUGUGUGGGUAGAAGGUUUGGAGCAACCUUCUGUGUCGGACAAUUUUUUGGUCUUCUAACUUCAUAUUCUUAGAUUCUUAACCAUUCUUUUGUAUACUUAUUAAUUAUAUACUUAUAUAUGUAGAAAAUUCAUUUUAUUACUUCAUUUUGAUUAUUUUUAAAACAUCAUCUUUUAUUCUUUAAAUUUCUAUUGAAUGGUCAUUGCGGAUAGCUUAUAGUUAUUGAUAUGAAUAUCCCGAUUCUUAUUUAAAAAGUUUUGUAUGAGACAAUUUUACCAUGAGAUAGGCCUCAUAAUUUAGCCUAACUUGCUAAUUAAUUACUUCGAAAUUGUGUUUGAUAACUUUGAAGUUAUAAACACUCACUCUAUGACUA
This is a messenger RNA of Amaranthus tricolor (Joseph's coat), 2061 nucleotides long. Its product is annotated as serine/threonine-protein kinase OXI1-like. The coding region runs from base 384 to 1748 and encodes 454 amino acids. NCBI's taxonomy places the organism in Eukaryota, Viridiplantae, Streptophyta, Magnoliopsida, Caryophyllales, Amaranthaceae. The record is from RefSeq and is a predicted model, not a curated record. Gene Ontology annotation, biological process: protein phosphorylation. The transcript has 2 exons. Gene Ontology annotation, molecular function: protein serine/threonine kinase activity; ATP binding. Gene Ontology annotation, cellular component: plasma membrane; cytoplasm; nucleus.